Messenger RNA from Frankliniella occidentalis (western flower thrips), 3007 nucleotides. Its product is annotated as DET1- and DDB1-associated protein 1. Gene Ontology annotation, cellular component: Cul4-RING E3 ubiquitin ligase complex. NCBI's taxonomy places the organism in Eukaryota, Metazoa, Arthropoda, Insecta, Thysanoptera, Thripidae. Gene Ontology annotation, biological process: positive regulation of proteasomal ubiquitin-dependent protein catabolic process. The record is from RefSeq and is a predicted model, not a curated record.
GUCGUCGUCACGAUUCCUUUUCUGUUAUCUCGUGGGGUUAAAGGCAGUUGGUUGAAGGCGAUCCCUACUGAAAUUUGUCUAGAAUUCUGUGUCCGUCUUCUUGAUCACUUGUGAAAUAGACGUGACAUACUAUAUUUACGUGUCUAGAAGUGUCCGUCUUAUUUACCAUAAUGUCUGUCGCAGAAUUCCUCAAUGGUCUGCCGUCCUAUAAUGAAAGCAACUUCACACGCUUCCAUUCGGAUAAUGGAAGUCGGACCAGUGUAAAGCGACCUUCUGUAUAUUUACCCACUAAAGAAUAUCCUUCUGAGCAGAUUAUUGUAACUGAAAAGACAAACAUUCUUCUGAGGUACCUUCAUCAGCAAUGGGAUAAAAAGAGCCUGCAAAAGAAACGAGAUGGAGCUGAGGGGUCUGAUGAUUUUACAUGCCCAUCUCGCAAGCGACCCCGUAUGGAAACAGGAUCAACGUCAUCGGCACCAUGAUCUGAGGUGAACGACAAUUGGGACUCUUGCGCUUUCAUCUCAUCCCCUUGCUGGCCCAGCUGUCCCUGUCUGCUUGCUUGAGCAUUAUGUCUGAAUUGUCAAACCUGUGUGAAAUCCAUUUCGGAAUGGGACUUCAUUGAUCAAUUUUGACUUGUGUGCAACGUAUACUUCGUCAAGGUUUCUCAUUCAGAACAUCUGCAAAGUAAAAAUUAUCUCAGGACCUAUUUAAAUUAGAAAUUUAUCUGUUUUAGAAACUUUUGAUUCUGUUCCAAAUUUUUCUGUCAUUAGUUGAUACCAAUAGAAGAAUGUAAAUUAUAUUGUAAACUUUUGUGUAUAUAUUUGUAUAUCUAUGUAUAUCUUGAGUUCUCUAUGAACCUAUUCAACGUUGUCUUCUUACAUCCUCAUGGCUGAUUCUUAAAUGGAGACUGAGGUGUUGUCCCAGUUCUCCCUGUCCUGCUCAUACAAGAAAAACAAAAAGUUCAGAAGUGGCCUUUUUUGUCUCUUUUUCCACAUACAAUGUGUACUUUUUAGAAAAUGGUGGUUUGCGGUAUAUUUUGAAGGAAUAGACCUCUCUCCCCAGAAUGUGACAACAGUGCAUGUCUGGGAUUCAAAAGUUUAAUGCAUGUGUGUUGUUUUUAAAAUGGAGAACACUUGUACUGAGUGCAUUGUAAAUUUCUGAAAGAUUUAAGGGGGAAUGAGUAAUUGUAAGUACAGUCAUUUGAAAUACUAAGUAUCUCAAAUCUUUAAACCAAACCGCACAGUUGCCACUUUGCGGGCACAGAGAUCUUUAUAAUUUAAAGUAGCAACUCUGCUUGAAAAUUGACCCUAAGCAAAGAAUUUAUUUUCCCUUUCGGUAAUUUUUGUUCUUCUAUUAUGUAUGGAACAAGUAUCCCAUUGUGUACCUACCUGAAAUUUUAGACUAGCUGUUCCAUUAUCUGGUGCUCCAUCCUAUUUGGCACAUGACAUAAGAGGCAAGUUACUGAUGAGAAUUGCUCUUUGGAGGACAGGUAUUGUCCUUCGCCCCCCUGCUGUGAUUUGUUUUUUCAUAAAUCAAUUUGGCAUUGGCAAACAAAGCAUCUUGGUUUUAAUCUUGUGUUUCCUGACUUUUGUCAGGUACUUGUUUAAUAACAUUACAAUAAUAGUUAAUGUGGUUUCCUCACUGAUUCCAUGUAAUAUUCGGCCUAUCAGUAUUUUUUAUCCAAGACUACAUUAUGUUUCUAAGUUCAACUGGAUUCCAUACCACAAAACAUCUGUUCUCUCUAUUCUUCUGAACUCUAACUACUUGCUAUAAUAAAAUGUUGAGUGCGGCGUGAUCUACACCGUGGGUCCCAAUAACAUGGGAUUGCCUAUCCCCGCCGCAAUCAACCUGUUAACUGUCUUGCAAUCCCAUAAUAUCAAGGUUCUAUGAAGAUAUAGCGAUAUGCAGACCGUCAGCAUCAACAAAAGAAGAUCUACAGAACUGCGAUUGGCACCUUUGUGCACAGAUGGCCAAUCACAGUUCCGUAGAUCUUCUUCUGUUGAUGCUGACGCUGACAUGCUGCCCUGCUGAUUGUCAGCAGAUUGCCUUAAUUUGAUACAACCCAAUUGUUCAGUUUUACUUCUUUCAAAACAAUACUUUUAAAUGUCUUGUGUAACAUUUAAAUUAUCCUAAUGUUCUUCUGUUUGGUUUCUGCUCUCUACUAUAAACUGGUUUAUAAUUCUUCCCAUUUUUUAAAUUGAGAUACAAUGUUUGAAACUAGGCAAACACAUUGUCUCUGUAAAUUAAGGAAAUACUGUUCAAAUGCAUUUAAUAUUUGUUGUGUGUACAAAGUUAAUUGCCAAUCAGACCAUGGCAUUCAUAAGGUAUGAACAGGUUGGCAAAUAUUUUUGUACACUUUUCUAUUUUGCGAGUGUUGUGUUAAUUUAUAAAUUGUCUCCAAAGUGUGGUGUGUGCUUUUUCUGUGUGAUGUGUAAAAUGUUGGGUUGGUGUAGAAAUUUAGUUGACUUACAUUAAGUGAACUAUUGAUAACAGUUUUAUUCUCUGGUUGAUCUUUGGUUUUGGAUGGUUUGCCCAAUAUUGUUGAGGUCUUUUAGAAUAUUUGAUCAGUUAUCUGAUAAUCUUACUUUGUGAAACUGUUCUGUCCAUCAAUUGAGUGCAAAUUCCUUGGGUCCUGUAGUAAAUCAUAGUGGUGAAACCCAUCAAAGGCUAAUGUUCAAUCCAAAAAUAUCCUACAAAUUGAGUUUUGUUUCAAAACACUUGUGAAUAAUUUAUUUUUAAAUAUUUUUAGUCUUGACUUUUGUACGAGUGACCUGCUCUGAAUUCCAGAUUUUCGUUUCUGGUUUUAGUGAAAACAUACCUGUCUAAUUUGGUUUAACUCCAUGUUCAUGCUGUGAUUAAAAUUUUAUUGAUUGCACAAUGACUUAUCAGCACUUUUCCUGUGGUGAGGAACUCUACCACUAGCUUAAAAGAAUAUUUGUUGGUUAAGUUGUGUGAAUCAAUGUGUUUCUUGGAGACACUAUGAAUAAAGUCCCACUGUUGAGAAAAUAAA